AUGAAGUCCCCGAUCCCCGACUAUCUCAACGCAGUGCUGGAGCGGGUCCGGCCAAUUGAAGAUGGCGAACCGGCUCAGUACAUCAAGACACUCGCCAACGCAGACCCGUCCAAGCUUGGCGUGGCGCUCGUCAUGGUGGAUGGGAAUGUCUACUCGGCCGGGGACGACGACGUCGAGUUUUCGAUCCAGUCCAUCUCAAAGGCGUUCGUGUAUGCGAUCGCAAUCGAAGAUGCCGGGCUGGAGCGUGUCCUAGACAAGAUCGGCGUCGAGCCGUCGGGAGAUGCGUUCAACAAACUGUCGCUGCAUAGGGACAACAACCGGCCGAUGAACCCCAUGAUCAAUGCUGGGGCGAUUGCGGCGCAUUCGCUUGUCGUGCAUCCAAAUGCGACGGCGGAAGAGAGGACGGAGCGCAUCCUCAAGACGCUGUCGAGGCUCGCGGGGCGGACGCUGUACGUCGACGAGGAGGUCUACGAGGCCGAGCUGGCGGACGCCGACCGCAACAUGGGGAUCGGGUACAUGCUCAAGGCCGCGGGCAUCAUCUCGUGCCGGCCGGCCGAGGUCGUCCAGGGGUAUAUCCGGCAGUGCUCGAUCAACGUCAACGUCCGCGACCUGGCCAUGAUGGCCGCGACGCUCUGCAACGCGGGCGUGAACCCCGUCACGGGCGAAACCAUCAUGCCCGCCGACAGUGUGCGCCAGGUACUCUCCGUCAUGACGACAUGUGGCAUGUACGAUGCCGCGGGGUCCUGGGUCUCGCGCGUCGGCAUCCCAGCGAAAAGUGGCGUCGCGGGGGGAAUCAUCGGCGCCCUCCCGGGCCAAGUCGGCAUCGCCGCCUUCUCACCCAAACUCAACGAGCGCGGGAACAGUGUCCGGGCCGUCGCGCUCUUCGAGCACCUGUCCCGCGACAUGGGGUUCCACAUGAUGGACGUCAGCCAGAUUGCCCGAGCGAGCGUGAGCACCUCGGUGGCGAAGAUCGUCGCGGGAAAACAGGAACCGCAUCACUCGAACUGCGACCAACGCGUCGUCAUCUUUGCGCUCCGUGGCGCUGUGCGCUUCGCGGGCUCGGAGCGCCUCACGCGCGCCAUUGUGCGGGAGCUCGGCGAGCCGGAUCCGAACGAUCCAGGGUCUGGCGAGCACCGGGAUGCGUGUGCUGUCGUGGUGUCGCUUCGGGACGCGUUUUCGCUCAAUCCGGUUGCGCGCCGGGUGAUUCACGAGAGCAUAAAGCGUCUGCUCGCGGAGGACAAGACUGUCGUGGUGAUUGAUCCCAACAGCGUGUUGCAGAUGGAUGUGGGCAGCCUUUCACCGUCUCAGCAGCGGCCGCGGGUUGUGCAGAAUGAAAAACAAGCAAGGGAGUUCAUCGGAGGAGCGGGUUGUUCAGCUGUUACGCAAUCUGACAAUUGGUAG
Molecule: messenger RNA, 1401 nt
Organism: Aspergillus calidoustus
Lineage: Eukaryota; Fungi; Ascomycota; Eurotiomycetes; Eurotiales; Aspergillaceae
Source: the annotation of a GenBank genome assembly